AUGCGAAAGAGACUCAGAGAGGGAGGCAGAGCCCAGCGCAAACAGAGACAAGCUGAAGAGCGCCUGAGACCUUACAUUGGCAGAGUUAAACCAGAAAAGCUUUGUGAGCUGCUGAAAUGCCAUACUCCAGUGGGGUCUUGGUGCCAGGUAGUUCAAGAAAACGGAAUUCUCAUCCCCAAGUGUGUUUGUCCUCAGUCCUGUCCACGGCAGAGGGCACCAGUGUGCAGUGUUGUGGGAAAGACCUAUGAGAAUGAGUGUUGGCUUCAUAAAGAUGCCUGCAGAAAGAGGCGCCGCACCGGACUCGCUCACACAGGACCCUGUCUGGUCCCCAAGGGUAAAUGCACCGAGGAGGAGUUAGGCCAGUUUCCAUAUCGUCUCCUGGACUGGUUUCUGCUCUUGAGUCGUAUGGGGGAAUCCUACGCACCUGCUGCCCCACCCCAGAGCUGCCUGAACCACACCCAGAGGACACAGCUGGCACAAAAAAGAUUUACCCUGUUGGACAGGAAUAAAGAUGGCAAGUUGAGCCGCAGGGACCUGAAGAAGCUGCAUUAUAAGAGGAUGCCUUUGGAGCACUGUGCUACACCAUUUUUUCAGUCAUGUGAUCGUAACAGGAACAGGAAGGUGACCCUCAAUGAGUGGACAGCAUGUUUGGUGGAUCGUUCUGAGGCCUGGUUCUAUCAAUUAAUGUCAAUGAGAAUGGGUUCUGUGAAGUUGUGUCCUACAAUCAAAAGGAACUACCUCUGACACAUCUACUUCUUUGUCCUAUUCCCUCUCAUUACCUCUGGACCACCAUCUCCACCUCCAUCCCCCAUCCAAACACAGAAAGGGCAGUUGCAGAUUGACCCACAUAAUCCUACUUUACCUUCUUCUCACACCAGCCACCGCAGCCGUAAACGCACACCAUCCACCUCCACUCCUACUGUCCUUGCCCCUCCUGUCUCACUUCAUUUGGAUAUUAGAGAUAUCCGUGAGCCACCCACCUCUCUAACCAUGUCCUCUCACCCUCAUCCUUCUCCUCCUCCUCCUCCUUUGGAUGCUGAUCAGUGA
This is a messenger RNA of Neolamprologus brichardi, 1047 nucleotides long. Lineage: Eukaryota; Metazoa; Chordata; Actinopteri; Cichliformes; Cichlidae. The record is from RefSeq and is a predicted model, not a curated record.